AUCACUCCGAGUUGUAGAUGGGCAAAGAGGAUGGGCUGUGUGAUGUGAUACCAGUCAGUAGAAGGAUGCCUGCCAGAUUGUGAAGAGCGAUAGGUGCUCGACACGGCUCAUUCAACCAGUUUGCUUUCAGUACACCUGAUCGGAAAUCAGUGGAAUGCGAGGCCUUGCAUAUCGACAUGAAGGAUUAUUCCCUGGUAGUCGUGCCACGGGUUGCAUCGAUGGAGCUUUAAUCGGAUGUCAUCUAAAAUCGGUGCAAUGUAAUGAAUGAUGAUUGCCGUGCAUCAAACUCAAGUGCAAUUUGCCUUAAUAACACUUGCCUUAAUAUUACCUCAAAAUGAACAGUCGCUCAUCACAUACUAAAAGCAAUGAAGCAAUAUGGAGCAUUGUGCUAUGUCAGGCAAUAGAUGAGCCAGUCGAGACAGUUGGUUGGGGUCCCUAAGGGGCCCAGAAUAACGAGGGAUCAAGCCACCAUGCUGUGGCUUGAUCUUUACGCCGAAGGAGGCACCCGGUUUAAGCUCAGUGCCUACUCCAAGAAAAAGAUGGGCCAGAGAGGAAAGACCUGUGGAUUGAUGAUCGUUGGGAGGGGGAUCUCAUCUCGCAAUGACAGCCACACGUCCAUCCCGCUUCCCGAGAGACCGGAGGAGGUCCUUCCCUUCCCGUUCAUCCAGAGCGUUAGCCGCGCCCUGGACUCCUACCUGACCUCCUCCAUCGGUGGCGAGUCCGCGUCGACGGAGGAGGAGCAACAGAACGUGCUCGUCAUGUCCAUCAACAAUGGCUGGACCACGGGCAACUCGACGGAGAGGAGCAGUCUCUUUUCGUGGGGUGACGAUGAGUUUGACAAGCUCUCGGCCAAGCGGGUGCAGCGUAUGUUCGAUGAAAUUGACAGCAUGCUGUACGAGGGGCAGAAGAACUCUUCGUCGAGCUCCCAGCUCCAUAACGAGUGUAAAGUCUGGAAGGCUCGCUUUCCGCAUCUAAGAAUCCUCGGAAGUCAACUCAUAGUGCCAAGUGAUGAAGGCUUUCAGCUCUUUCCUCAAGAUGAGCCCUCGUCGAUGACCACCGGUGUCUUACUCGACAUCGCUGACCACGAAGUACCUGGUAGAUCAACUCAAAAUAGACAUGGCCUGACGUUAUCAGGUCAUCACAUAUACCCUAUCCCGAGUGUGGACACGCCCUCCUACCCUGAGAUGACAGUGGUGGAUAGUGUGAACACGUUAGAAGAAGAGAUCAUUGAAUCGGACGGAACGGUGGAAGAAUUCUUUGCGUAUGAUAAUGCAAGGCAAGCAGAUGACCACGAGAGGAAAGUGUACCACACGGUCACGAGGCGAGAAGGCUUCCCCCCGCUCACGCCCAACGCGUGUGUCCAGAAUACGGUGCUCAGUCAAACCUUCGAUGUCCUAUGGGCUGAAGUCGUCACCUGGAUGAGGUCGCUCAUCAAGAGACACCAAGAAGAUAAAGAGAAGAACCUUGUUAGUCGACCAGCUGUGGAGCCGGAUCAUCCGGACACCAACAUGACGCCUAUCAUGGCUCCUACCUACGUCCUACCUCUUAGUCCCAGUCCUUUAGGAGUAACUGCUGGGAGACUCAUGGACCCACCUGGCAAGCUAGCCCCUAUGGGUUCUUUCCGCGUGGGACCGUCUGCUCCCUUCAACUGGCAGGCACCCAAGUCCAACUCAUUGACCGGCGUGAUGACCAUCUCGUCAAAGGCACUCCAUACUCGACAAGGGGAGAAGGAGAGGGUACCCUCUGCUAUGAUUGAGGAAUCCCCUGCACUUCCGGCGACCCUGACACGACCCAACAGCAGUAGCCUUGCCAUCAAGGGUAUCAACAACAGGCCCAACAGUACCAGGAUGUCCGACGUCCACGGUCAUCGGCUAUCGUCGGCGAGAGGCGGAAGGAGCCGUCUGCGACCCAUCGAGAGGGUCAAGACACCGAACGUUCAGGGCAUGGACGCCCUGAUCACGGGAAAGAGAAUGAUGACUGCUAACGACAGGCUGAAUUCCCCACCCCACCCCAUGGCUGCGUCACCCCCUCAUCAAUGGAGUCGGAAUACCAUGCUUCCUCCCAUCGAGUCGGUUCAAGAGAAUGGUCUCUAUAGAGAAAACCAAAGACCCCCUACAUCGUCAGGAAAACGAGACUUCUCAAGGCAUCGGAUAUCAAGUGCCGUCAUCGACGAUAGGGGACAGAGACUGAACAAGAACCUACAGCCGUUUCCUUACAACGACUCCAGGCCGAAUACAACACAUUCUUUCAGGUCCGACAUGAUGCUAGCAAGACGGUCGUCGACCCCUCAGAGUAUAACGAACAUCUUAAAAGCUGCGUCAGGAACCAUGCAAGGUGUACCAGGACAGCUGAACGACCUAGGAAUCAUCACCGGGCGCGGCAUCAACCCUGGCGGACUCUCUCAGCUAGAGGGAAACAUCGGAAACAGUCAGUACGGGUCACAGCAACAAGGCUACCUCAAGACAUUAUAGCGAUGGCUGAACGUGCAGCUGGCUUAGGGCGCCAAACUCACAAAUGAUUGAACAUUUUUAUAUGACAAAACAUUUCGCCAAAGGGCUGUGCUGCACAACCACGGUUUCCUGUAAUUGUGUCGGUGUGUAAGAACUGGACACUGUUUGAGUUGAGUUACGACUGUGAAAGAUUGCAUUGUUAAAUGUGCCACUGAGCAAGUGCUACAAGUGCCUUUGCUAUAAAGAAGACAUCAUCGUCUCCAUCUUUACCAAAAGAAUUUGAGGAGACCAGAAGAACUGAACUAGGGCCCUGUGAGUUCCUCAAGGAGUUCAAAACACCACAGGGGACUGGGUUUAGACCAAGUCCUGUUAGUAGACCGAGUCUUGAGGUUUCUUCGGGUGCCUUAAAGACCUUGAAACACUUGAGGGGCUACAAUAAGGACCAGGUCAUUUGGACCGGGUCUUGCAGACCAUGAAGGUGCCUCUAAAGGUUUUAGACAUCAGAGAGGCUGCAUUUAGACCAGGUCCUUCACACUUAGUCCUGUGGGUAGUAUGGGUCCUCAAGGAGUUGGAGACUUGGAACUGCCACGUUCGGAACAGAUCUUUGUAGAUCUGGUCAUGGGGACCAGGUCAAUACGGAUAAGGACCUGGACUGGGUGGAAGUGGAUGCUUGGAGCUAACUAACAUAUUUGUGCUGAACCUCUCAACCACGAUGUUUGUACAAUUUUGAGUUAAAACAGAGAUGCCAAAUUGCUGUUUAGUGUCCCUUACACUUUCCUGGAAAGUUAUUGAAAGUGUCCUCAAUUUCCUAAUCUUUGAAAAUUACAAUCAAGUUGCGUCUGUCAUGCACGUCUACCCAUUUUAAGCCUGAAAA
Lytechinus pictus (painted urchin) is the source of this 3324-nucleotide messenger RNA. Its product is annotated as protein FAM149B1-like. NCBI's taxonomy places the organism in Eukaryota, Metazoa, Echinodermata, Echinoidea, Temnopleuroida, Toxopneustidae. Bases 405 to 2471 code for a protein of 688 amino acids. The transcript is spliced from 14 exons. The record is from RefSeq and is a predicted model, not a curated record.